ACGACCCAUAAACCCAUCCUUCACUCAUCAGUGCUCACUCUCCAGCUCUCAGCAAACACUGCAAGCGAGAGCUAGCUACCAAAGACAAGGACACAAUGCCACCCUUACCCAAGAGACCCGGGCCUCUCCUUGUCCUCCUCGUUGUCGCAUUCGCGGCCGCCGCCGCCGCCUCCGACGCCACCGACGCGACCGUCCCCUUCUACCCCUCCGCGGAGGCCGCCGCGGCCGCGCACUGCGACGGCACGCUCUACCCUGACGUCUGCCUGUCCACGCUGGCCGACAUCCCGGACCUGCACAAGAAGCCCCUCCCGGACGUCAUCUGCGCCGCCGUGAACCGCACCGAGGACGUCGUGGCGGCCACCGCCUCCAACUGCUCCUCCUACCUCCGGGAGAGGUCCCUGACCGCGCGCGACCGCCUCGCCCUCAGCGACUGCCUGGAGCUCCUGUCCACCAGCAUGGACGAGCUCCAGGCCACGGUCGCGGACCUGGAGUCCCCCGCCGCCACCGGCGGCGGUGGCUCGGCGUCGUCGUCGUCCGCGGUGGGCGCCAGGCGCGUGACGAUGGACCACGUGAUGACGGUGCUCUCGGCGGCCAUCACGAACCAGUACACCUGCCUGGACGGGUUCGCGUACCAGAACGGCGGGCGCGUGCGGCGCUACAUCGAGCCGACGCUCCACCACGUCUCCCGCAUGGUGAGCAACUCGCUCGCCAUGGCGAAGAAGCUGCCCGGCGCGACGCCGUCGCCGCCAUCGCCGGCGGCGGCGCGGCAUCCGUUCAUGGGGUACGGGCAGAUGGUGAAGGGGUUCCCGCGGUGGGUGCGGCCCGGGGACCGGCGGCUGCUGCAGGCGCCGGCGUCGGGCAUCGCGGCGGACGCGGUGGUGGCCCAGGACGGGAGCGGGAACUACACGACGGUGUCGGCGGCCGUGGCGGCGGCGCCGACCAACUCGAAGCGGCGGUACGUGAUCUACAUCAAGGCCGGGGCGUACAUGGAGAACGUGGAGGUCGGGAAGAAGCACGUCAACCUGAUGUUCGUCGGCGACGGCAUCGGGAAGACGGUCAUCAAGGCCAGCCGCAACGUCGUCGACGGCUCCACCACCUUCCGCUCCGCCACAGUCGCUGUUGUGGGCAACAACUUCCUGGGCCGCGACCUGACGAUCGAGAACUCGGCUGGCCCGUCCAAGCACCAGGCGGUGGCGCUCCGCGUGGGCGCCGACCUCUCCGCCUUCUACCGCUGCAGCUUCGUGGGGUACCAGGACACCCUGUACGUGCACUCCCUCCGCCAGUUCUUCCGCGACUGCGACGUCUACGGCACCAUCGACUUCGUCUUCGGCAACGCCGCCGUCGUGCUCCAGGCCUGCAACCUCUACGCCCGCCGCCCGCUGCCCAACCAGAGCAACAUCUUCACGGCGCAGGGCCGCGAGGACCCCAACCAGAACACGGGCAUCUCCGUCCACCGCUGCAAGGUGGCGGCCGCCGCCGACCUCGCCGGCCGGGAGGCCUCCACGCGGACGUACCUGGGCCGGCCCUGGAAGCAGUACUCCCGCACGGUGUUCAUGCAGUCGGAGCUGGACUCGCUCAUCGACCCGGCCGGGUGGCUCGAGUGGAGCGGCGACUUCGCGCUCGACACGCUCUACUACGGCGAGUACAUGAACACGGGCGCCGGCGCCGGCACGUCCGGGAGGGUCAAGUGGAAGGGGUACCGGGUGAUCACCAGCGCGGCGGAGGCCAGCGCCUUCACCGUCGGGUCAUUCAUCGACGGCGACGUCUGGCUCGCCGGCACGUCCAUCCCCUUCACCACCGGCUUGUGAGCGCUGGCCGGCCGGCGAUUAUUCAUCAUCAAUCAUCAGUUGAUCGAUGCACGCUGCUGAUGAUUCACAUACAGUGGGCUCUGGGGAAGAUGUGUGUGUGUGUGGCAAACAAUAAAUGGGUACGGUGGUGGCGUGAUUUAUUGCGGCAUUGAGAGGUACGGUGUGGAAAGGCACCCAUAGAUGCAUGGUUCGGUCGGUCGUGUUGCGUUGUUGCUGCCGUCGUUGAUUCUUUCUGUACUAGUGCAUAGCGCGCGCCUGUAAACUUUGCAUCAUUCCUUGUAAGACAAUUUGUAUUUAAUUUUAAACUAUUAUAUCAAAUGCAUCACGUUAACAA
Molecule: messenger RNA, 2142 nt
Organism: Panicum virgatum (switchgrass)
Lineage: Eukaryota; Viridiplantae; Streptophyta; Magnoliopsida; Poales; Poaceae
Product: pectinesterase-like
Exons: 2
Coding region: 96-1808 (570 amino acids)
Biological process (GO): cell wall modification
Molecular function (GO): pectinesterase activity; pectinesterase inhibitor activity
Source: RefSeq, a predicted model, not a curated record